GCGGCGCGAGAUGGAGAUCUCCGCUGUGUGUGAGUGCCUAUUGCCGGUGAGUGCAGGAACACCUAUCAGUGAUCUUUAAGUGAGGUGAACGAGAGAGAGGGAGCAGCAGAGAGAGAAAGGAAGGGGAAAAGCACAGUGGACCUUACGGGUUUGGAACCUGUUAUUUUUUUUCUUUCUCACUGCUGUCUGAACAUUUGCCUGCCUACUAUUCCAGCUGUCACUGCAGUGGCUGCCUCUCUGGCCCCCUCUCUGUUCGGACAGAGCUCUCUAAAUGCCACUACGUGAUUAUGAUAUAUAAUAAAUGGAUAUGCAUUUGGCUCAGUGGGAGAUCUCUGCUUGGUUGUCCUUUGCGCCACUGAUUUGUUUCUCAAGAAACCAUGGUGAGCAAGGAGAGCAGCAGGGUUGUGCUCUCCAACUCCGAGUCCGAUUCCGAGACAGGCCCGUCACCUAGCCUGGAGGCGCCGUGCGGUCCGGACGGAAAACAGCAGGUGAAGAAGAGGAACAAAGCCUUACAGGUCCGCUUCAAGGACAUCUGUGACGCCCAGAACGAGCAGCGAGCCGGGCUGCCAGGAGCCAAGUCGAUUUCCUGCAAGGUGGCAUACAGGAAAUACAUGACGAUGCCUGCGCGGCGCUCCAUCCCCAAUGUGACCAAGAGCACGGGAGUCCAGACAUCCCCGGAACAUAAGAAACACUACCAGACUUUCCCUUUCGAGCGAAAGAAAGGGCACACGAUCAAACAUGCUGCCUUGGUGGAGGACUACAGAGGCCAAAACAAUGGUUUUUUGACGGACUCGAGGGGUCAGGAGGAGGCGGUUUUGGAAGGGAGCGCGUCCUCUCAGGGCGUGGGGGAUAAUGUGCAGCACACACAGGCACUGCUUCACCACACGGACGGUGGCGCGGACAAUCUGUUAUUCAGUGCCAACUGUGUAGACGGGCGGGAGCACACAGACUCCCCUCUCCUCAAGAAAGAAACGGAGUGCUUUGCAAAAGAAACAAGUCCCAGAAGGGAGCCGGAAUACCAGGAGGGCGGUGCUAGGACCAAACACAAAGGGUUAUCCAAAGCGGACGUGACGGGUGCCAACCCUUCCACCAAGCGCCAGCUGGCCAACUACGUGGAAACCGUACAGGAUACAAAGUCAAAGGUCACUAGUCCGGUUGCCUGGAAUUCCCUGACGCAAGUGGAGGGUCUAGGCCCAGAGAGUCCGUCGGUGCAGUCUAAACGCAAGAAGGUCACGCAGGCCAAUGGCCCGCAGUCCCAGACACUGCCCCACCCCCACAGUGCUGGCUGCUCUGUGGCCAAGGUUAAGGUACAUCAAUGCCAAUCUGGGACUUUACCAAUCUCAAAGAAACCCCAAGCGGUUCUGGAGGACCAGGCUAGCCCCCGAGGCCAGCAGGGUGCCUGCCAGCAGAUAGUUCCCUUACCUGGAAAUGGGGAUAUUAAAGAAAAGCUCCAGGCAAUGGAAAACCUAAUCAGCUCCAGUCAGGAGACCAUCAAGGUCUUACUGGGGGUCAUUCAGGAGCUGGAGAAAGGCGAGGCCCAGAGAGAAGGGCUUUCCUACCGAACGGGACAAGACACAGCAAACUGUGACACAUGUCGAAACAGUGCCUGUAUCAUUUAUAGUGUGGAGCUGGACUUCAAGCAGCAGGAGGACAAGAUACAGCACCUGAUUAGGAGACUGUGCCCCAUGGAUGAUCCACAAUUCCCUGCUCUGCCUUACCCCCAUGAAGUGUUCACCUCUACCCCCAAGCGGAAAUCUGAGACAGAGUCCAAAAAGCAUGGUCGCUGGAAACUCUGGUUUUUGUAACAUAGGAAGCACUUUAGCUUUUGAAAUACCUUUUGGAUCUGCAUUUACCCAUAUACUAUAUUCCUUAAAACGGAAAUAUCACAAAAGAAGACUUUCCGCCCAUGGGGACAGAUAAGCAGACACCAGUACAUGCAAGUCUGGAUUCUGAUUGGAACUACGUAGGAAAUGAAUGGGGGAUAACUAACAAUAUUUGAUUAUGAAGGUUUAGUUUGCUAAGGCUUCAGUUUCGGGUUCAAACACCGGAGAAGAUCAACAUAUACACUGGCUAAAGGUUAGCAGAACAACAAGGUGAGACUUGAGAUUUUUCAUCUUGAGAUGUAGCCUACAAUAUGAAGAUGGGUGCUGUUUAUUUACUGGGCAAAUGUUUCUUUCAUUUUUUAUACAUUUCCAGUGGCACAUAUUUUUGGUCUCUUUCCCCAGAGACCUCUGCUUGAGUAGAAGAGGGAUCACAUGUUGAAGGCCUGUUUCUCAACAAAGCUACGUGAAUUAUUCUGUACAUCAGCCAGUUGACAAAGCACAAACAUUUGGAGACUGAGAUCAUGGAAGAAGUACAUUACAGUACAUUACUGAACCCAAUGCUACAUAAACUCAAUCCUUCUUGCCCAUACGCUGACUCUUUGUCACAGCACACAGAGGAGCACUUCAGAAGGAUGUAAAAUUAAUUUGAAUGAUUGAGAUCUUGAAUCCUAGACUGCUGUUCUUAUCCAUGCAGGAAUCUGGUUUGAGGUUUUACUAUUGAGUAUAGAAAAAAUAUAUAUGAUUAUUUGAACAUAUUAAAGGUUAAUUGAUAUGUUCUAUUAUUGUGUUAUUCAGUCUGCAUUCUCUACAGUAUAUACAAAUACAUUAAAAGCUUUUAAUUACAUUUCAGUUGAAAAAUAAAAAGCAUAGUUUUUACAUAAUAAUUCACACCAUGAAGUUAUUGUCUUUCACUUGUACAUGGGGUAACAUCUUACCAACUUAUUCUCACCUACAGUAAAGAAUUGAUCCGCAAAAGUAAUGAAAUACAUUCUUCUUUUGAUCAUAAUUACAGUUAUUGACCAUAUUGAUCUUCACAUAUGGCUAUAAUUCUACAACAACAUUUUUAUUGACAUUGAUCUGCCCCAAACACCUAUGAGUACCGUCUCUUAUACGAUUUGAUUAGGGGUAAAACAGCUCACCACCCAGGGCACACAAUCUACACAAGGGCUAUGUACAUGAAACAUUAGCAUGUAGGGUAUUCAGUCUUUAUAUUUCUAGACUGUUGAUCAAUAGUCAAUGACUGUAGUUGAUAUAGCCACUGUAACCAUCCACUAACUGCACCCAAAUGUUUAUGGAUAAUGAUUUAAAUCUCACAAGUCAAUUAAUCCAGUAAAAGUUUUUUUUUUUUUUUUUUACGUAUUCAUUAUAAAAAUGUCACACCCAGAUUGUUAUUCAGUUGCACAUCUGUUCGUUAUUUUGCAGUAGCAUACUGUAAUAUGGACACCUACUUACAAUUUAAGGAAGUGCAAUUCAAUAUGUGAUUAUGCAUUUUGUACUGUUUUUACCUCACAACAACGCAUUUCCAAUAAAACCUAUAUCAAUAUUA
Esox lucius (northern pike) is the source of this 3369-nucleotide messenger RNA. RefSeq names its product inhibitory synaptic factor 2Ab (gene insyn2ab). The transcript is spliced from 4 exons. Bases 378 to 1805 code for a protein of 475 amino acids. NCBI's taxonomy places the organism in Eukaryota, Metazoa, Chordata, Actinopteri, Esociformes, Esocidae. The record is from RefSeq and is a predicted model, not a curated record. Gene Ontology annotation, cellular component: postsynaptic density. Gene Ontology annotation, biological process: inhibitory postsynaptic potential.